Zea mays is the source of this 798-nucleotide messenger RNA. RefSeq lists its product as uncharacterized. The record is from RefSeq and is marked validated. NCBI's taxonomy places the organism in Eukaryota, Viridiplantae, Streptophyta, Magnoliopsida, Poales, Poaceae. Bases 84 to 593 code for a protein of 169 amino acids. Gene Ontology annotation, molecular function: calcium ion binding. The transcript has a single exon. Gene Ontology annotation, cellular component: myosin II complex.
AAACCCAAGCCUCCUCUGCCACACACACACCUCGCCAGCACCACAGCCAUCGCCACAGUCACAGUCAGCGAGAGAGAGAGAGCAUGGACCUGCUGAACCCCGAGCAGAUCUCCGAGUUCCGGGAGGCGUUCGCGUUCUUCGACAAGGACGGCGACGGGUGCAUCACGGUGGAGGAGCUGGCGACGGUGAUGGGGUCGCUGCAGGGGCAGCGGCCCAGCGCGGAGGAGCUGCGCGAGAUGAUCCGCGACGCCGACGCCGACGGCAACGGCGCCAUCGACUUCGCCGAGUUCCUGGGCCUCAUGGCACGCAAGACCGCGGGGGGCGGCGCCGGCGGCGGCGCCGACCCCGACGAGGAGCUGCGCGAGGCGUUCAAGGUGUUCGACAAGGACCAGAACGGGUACAUCUCCGCCACCGAGCUCCGCCACGUCAUGAUCAACCUCGGCGAGAAGCUCACGGACGAGGAGGUGGAGCAGAUGAUCCGCGAGGCCGACCUCGACGGCGACGGCCAGGUCAACUACGACGAGUUCGUCAGGAUGAUGAUGCUCUCCGACGGCGCCGGCGCCGGCGCCGCAGCCACGGGCCACCACCAAUGAACCCAUCUCCACCUUUCAUCAGCCUAGCGCUUCCCAUCACGUCCCUUGCCGAUGGAGUGGCGGAUCACUCCAUCCGUCUCUGCUUCCCUUUUCUUUUUCACCCCCUCAAAAAAAAAAAAAGAUCAGCGUCCGUCUCUCUAAUGUAACGUACGUAAUGUAAUGUAACUGAUCAAAUAUUCAACAAGAAAUUUAAUUACCGAAUGGA